GCUGUCACCGGUCCCGCUUCGGGCCCCUUCCCCGCCGCCCGUCGCCGCGUCCCGCGUCCCCUCGGUCCGUCCGUCGGGCCCCGAGACCCUCCCGCUCCGCCCCGCUCCAGCCCCGCCGCGGCGGUCGGCCUUUGGUGUCUGGAUCGCCCCCACGCCCCACCAUGAGACUGGUGAUCCUGGAUAACUAUGAGCUGGCCAGCGAGUGGGCCGCCAAGUACAUCUGCAACCGCAUAGUGCAGUUCAAGCCUGGACCGGACAGGUACUUCACGCUGGGGCUGCCCACAGGGAGCACACCGCUGGGAUGCUACAAAAAGCUCAUUGAGUACCACAAGAUGGGAGUCCUGUCCUUCAGAUACGUCAAGACCUUUAAUAUGGACGAGUACGUGGGCCUGCCGAGGAGCCACCCUGAGAGCUACCACUCGUACAUGUGGAACAACUUCUUUAAGCACAUCGACAUGGAGCCCAGCCAUGCCCACAUCCUGGACGGGAACGCCCCCGACCCGCAGGCCGAAUGUGACGCCUUUGAGAGGAAGAUCCAGGAGGCCGGGGGGAUCGACCUCUUCGUGGGAGGCAUCGGGCCCGAUGGCCACAUUGCCUUCAACGAGCCAGGGUCUAGUUUGGUGUCACGGACGAGGCUAAAGACGUUGGCGAUGGACACCAUUUUGGCAAAUGCCAAAUAUUUCGAUGGAGACUUAGCGAAAGUGCCGACCAUGGCCCUAACAGUCGGCGUGGGGACGGUGAUGGACGCUAGGGAGGUGGUCAUCCUGAUCACGGGCGCCCACAAGGCGUUUGCGCUGUACAAGGCCAUCGAGGAAGGCGUCAGCCACAUGUGGACCGUGUCGGCGUUCCAGCAGCACCCCCGCACCAUCUUCGUGUGCGAUGAGGAUGCCACGCUGGAGCUCAGGGUCAAGACGGUCAAGUACUUCAAAGGCCUGAUGCAUGUGCACAACCAGCUCGUGGACCCCCUGUGCAGCAUGAAGGAGGAGAACUGAAGGGGGGAGUCCAGGAGCCCCCGUGUUCGGAGCGGGUGGAGGUCUGCCGCUCUGCCGGGCCGGUCACGGCGGGGGCGAGGGGGAGGGUGGUGUUGAGUCCGAUAGCGUCUUCCUUAGGGGUCCAGUGUCUGCACGUCAUCAGACAUUCCACAGGCGUAGGAGGUAGCGGGACGAUCCCAAGGCCGCCGAGCAGCCCACUCGCUCUAUCUGUUCCCGCUACAAGCCAGCGGGCCACUCCGGGUACCGGCUUCCAUAGGGGUGGGGGUGGGAGGGGCAGGCUUCUGAAAGGGCCUGUCAGAGCUCUGGGAAGAACAAGGCUGGAGGCUGGCUCUCACAGCCGUGGGAAUGUGACCCCGGUUCCUAGGAACAGAUUUCCCUCCCCCCUCACAAACCCCUCCUAGCUUGGGGAGCGGCUGCUCCCACCCUGAUGCGUAGGCCCACUAGAGCCAGGCACCACCUGGUAGAAACAGGGGGCCUGCUCUAGGCUGGGAUUGGAUAGAGCAGGGAGGAGCCCCCUACCCCUUCCACACGCGUAGCGUCCAUAUACGCCUGGCUGCCAACCCUGAGGGUUGUGGGGUUUCCUUGACACACGGUUGCCUUAAAGCCACCCCCUCCCCGUGUUGGGCCGGCCCCGUCCCUUCCGAUCACCCGUCUCCCUGGGUGGCUUGAAGAGAAGACAGUGCCUAGAAAGUCUCUCCCGUUGGGAAGUGGUGUUUCCCGUGCAUGGCCUUAUGCGAUGUCUGCUGCUGCAGCACUUCGAACCUGCAUGCUUGUUGUCUCGGUGCCCGGGAGCCGGGGGAUCGGCCAGGGGCCGAAUCCUAGUUCUGUACGGGGGAAGUGUUGAACGUCCAAUAAAGGUGGCAAAGAGGCAAGUG
Tachyglossus aculeatus (Australian echidna) is the source of this 1867-nucleotide messenger RNA. RefSeq names its product glucosamine-6-phosphate deaminase 2 (gene GNPDA2). Gene Ontology annotation, biological process: carbohydrate metabolic process; N-acetylneuraminate catabolic process; N-acetylglucosamine catabolic process. The transcript has 7 exons. Gene Ontology annotation, cellular component: cytoplasm. The record is from RefSeq and is a predicted model, not a curated record. Gene Ontology annotation, molecular function: identical protein binding; glucosamine-6-phosphate deaminase activity. NCBI's taxonomy places the organism in Eukaryota, Metazoa, Chordata, Mammalia, Monotremata, Tachyglossidae. Bases 162 to 992 code for a protein of 276 amino acids.